AUGGCUUCCAGUCCUAUACUCUAUCGCCAGUAUCAAGGCGAGUCGGAUCUACCACAUAUCAUGGCCUUGGUACAGAGCGAGCUCAGCGAGCCCUACGCAUACCCAGCCGAUUCCGUCGACGCCGCGCCGGUAGGAGUCAUUGUGUGCAAGCAGAGUAUCCACAACGAUCUUGCAAACAGAGGAUACAUCGCAAUGCUCAGUGUUGAUAAGAAGUGGAGGAAACGUGGUAUAGCUAGCUCGCUCGUUCAAAGUUCAAUUCAAGCAAUGAAGCAGGAUGGUGUCGAUGAGGUCGUUCUCGAAACUGAAUACGACAACUUCGCCGCACUCUCGCUCUACGAAUCCCUGGGGUUCAUCCGCGAAAAACGGCUGUACCGGUUUUAUCUAAAUGGGAAGGACGCGUUCCGGCUGGUGCUUGCCGUCAUGCCGCAACCGAUUGACGAUGGGGGCGAGAACACUCCGCCUGCAGAAUCAUCCUUGAGUAAGAGAUAUGCCAACAGGCGGCGGGAGGCAUCCUAUCGUGCCAUAUGUGUCUCGCCCUAUUCUGACGAUGAGGACGAGGUGUCCUCUCGUUAA
This is a messenger RNA of Psilocybe cubensis, 573 nucleotides long. RefSeq lists its product as uncharacterized. The transcript has 4 exons. Bases 1 to 573 code for a protein of 190 amino acids. The record is from RefSeq and is a predicted model, not a curated record. Gene Ontology annotation, molecular function: protein-N-terminal amino-acid acetyltransferase activity. Gene Ontology annotation, cellular component: NatC complex. Gene Ontology annotation, biological process: N-terminal peptidyl-methionine acetylation. NCBI's taxonomy places the organism in Eukaryota, Fungi, Basidiomycota, Agaricomycetes, Agaricales, Agrocybaceae.